Molecule: messenger RNA, 2831 nt
Organism: Callorhinus ursinus (northern fur seal)
Lineage: Eukaryota; Metazoa; Chordata; Mammalia; Carnivora; Otariidae
Gene: IL17RB
Product: interleukin 17 receptor B
Molecular function (GO): interleukin-17 receptor activity
Source: RefSeq, a predicted model, not a curated record
GCGUCCCGUCCCUGCAGCCCGGACCCCGACGGCGUCCGCACCCCCUCACCUUGCCUCCAGCUCACGCUCGUUCCCAGAGGGCCGCCUGGAAGGGGCACGUCCGCACCUUCUGGGGGGCCGCCCGACGGGUCUCGGCCAGGCCGCCCCGGGGCUUCAGGGUGCUGGAGUCAGGGGCGUCGUCGGAAUCAGACGGACCCCGACUCAAAUGCCAGCCUGUGUUCUGGAUUCAGUCAUUUAUGCUGAGGCUCGGUGUCCUCACCUAUAAAGGGAAGAGUCAUACCCAACUCAGUUGGGUCUAGUGAGGAACAGGGACAGGGCUUGCAAGGCAGCCGCAAGGAGUGUGGCACAUAGUAGGUGCUCAAUAUUGUUAUUGCUUGCAUUCUUGAAGUCUGCCCAACUUUGGGCACAAGAACUGGAUCUCCAUUACCGCUUGCCUUUUUUUGCCAUGUUGAUUCCUCCUGUGCUGGGGUACCAUGACCUUGGAGCUGGAAUCUGUUGGACUCUGGCGGGUUUCCUUUCUUCCCCAUUGCCUUGAAGGAUUGAAGGAAUCUCAAUCCUGGGUCACUAAUGAAGAAAAAUCUUUCAAAAAGCAUUUGCAACUCUGUCUCUGCCCUCUUAGCAUAGCAUAGAGCAUAAAACAUGGUGGUUACUUGUUGAUGGUUAUGGGAAGACAAACCCCAUUCAUGUGCCCUGAUGUCUCCAGCUAUUAUGCUUGUUGCUUUGCUUCUUCCUGAAAUUUGUCUCACCAGCCCUUUGACAAGAACUCAGCUCCUACUAUGGUGGCUUGUUUAAAGAAAAAAUGUCUGAUAUUACUUGGAGUUCAGCUGUAAAAAGACAAAGAUGAGGGACUUAACAAACCCAGAUUACUCAAACCAUCAAAAGUCUUGCCUUCUUUCUUACAAGAUGUUUGGAAAUGUUCAGUCUGAGAGGGAUCAGAUUGCAGAGCGGUGGCCUUUUGGCCUGUAGGGUCUUGUCACUGGAACUUGGUGCUGCCUGAAAGUUAACUAUUUUAGGUCCAGCAUUGUAUUACAAAAUGAAAGUACUAAGUAUUUUUUUUUUUCUUAAAAAGACAUGAGCCAUCACCUCCAAGGGAUUUAGUACUAUCCUUUCUUGGACACUAAUGAUACAUACCUAUUUUUUUAAAAGCUCCUUUAAAAAGAUGACACGAUGAAAUCCCAGUUACAGCUCUGACGAUUCAGUGUGGCUCUGAACCCGGACCGUCUCCAGAGUGGAUGGUCCAACACACUCUGACCCCAGGAGACUUGAGGGACCUCCAAGUGGAACCUGUUAAAAGCAAUGUUGCCAUGGAGGAUUAUUCCAUUUUGAUGAAUGUCAGCUGGAGACUCCGGGCAGAUGCCAGCAUUCGCUUGCUGAAGGCCACCAAGAUCUGCGUGACAGGCAAGAGCAACCUCCAGUCCUACAGCUGCGUGAGGUGCAAUUACACGGAAGCCUUCCAGACUCAGACCAGACCAUCUGGCAGCAGAUGGACGUUUUCCUACACAGGCUUUCCUGUAGAGCCAAACACACUAUACUUCAUCGGGGCCCACAAUAUCCCCAAUGCCAAUAUGAAUGAAGACCCCCCCUCCAUGUCUGUGAACUUCACCUCACCAGGCUGCCUAAACCACAUAAUGAAACACACAAAAAAGUGCAUCGAGGCAGGAAGUCUGUGGGAUCCAAACAUCACUGCUUGUGAGAAGAACAAGACAGCAGUAGAAGUGAAUUUUACAACCAGCCCCCUUGGAAACAAAUACAUGGCUCUCAUCCGAAGUAACAUCGUAAUUGGGUUUUCUAACGUGCUGGAGAACAACCCCCCAAGUCGAGCUUCAGUGGUGAUCCCCGUUACGGGGGAAAGUGAAGGUGCUGUGGUCCAGCUGACUCCGUAUUUCCAUACUUGUGGCAAUGACUGCAUCCGACGCAAAGGAACAGUUGUGCUUUGCCCACAAUCGGGCAUGUCCUUCCCCCUGGACAGUCGCAGAGGCAUGCUGGGUGGCUGGCUUCCUCUUCUCCUCUCAGCUCUGCUGGUGGCCACAUGGGUGCUGGCCAUUGGGAUCUAUCUAAUGUGGAGGCACGAAAGGACCAGGAAGACUUCCUUCCCUACUACCACGCUCCUGCCCCCCAUUAAGGUUCUUGUGGUCUACCCUUCUGAAAUUUGUUUCCGUCACACAGUUUGUUACUUCACUGAAUUUCUUCAAAACCACUGCAGAAGUGAGGUUAUCCUUGAAAAGUGGCAGAAAAAGAAAAUAGCUGAGAUGGGUCCAGUGCAAUGGCUUACCACUCAGAAGAAAGCUGUGGAUAAAGUCAUCUUCCUUCUUUCCAAUGACAUCAACCCCAGGUGUGAUGGCACCUGUGGCAGGAGUGAGGGCAGCCCCCAUGAGAAUUCCCAAGACCUGUUCCCCCUGGCCUUCAACCUCUUCUGUAGCGAUCUGAGAAGCCAGACUCCCCUUCACAAAUACAUGGUGGUCUAUUUUAGAGAGGUGGAUACCAAAGAUGAAUACAGCGCGCUCAGUGUCUGCCCCAAGUACCACCUCAUGAAGGAUGCUCCUGCUUUCUGUACAGAACUUCUCCGUGUCAAGCAGCAGGUAUCAGCAGGAAAGAGGCUGACGGCCUGUUCCCUGUAGCCUACCCAUGAGAAGUGAGGGGCCUUGAAGCCUUCCUACUCCUCCAAUUACAGGGGGAAAGUAUCUCAGAUGAUUCUGAAGUUUCCUGUAUGGGCUAUCUGUAGGGAGAUUUUAUAUACACCUGCUUUAUUUAGCAAUAGGAAUAGGGAGGAUUCCUAACUGAAUACAUACGCCUUAGUUUAAGCAAAACUUUUAUGCCAAAAAAAAAAAAAA